GGCUGGAGCCAGGUGUCUGGCAACAAGGGGCAACGAGGCAUCUCAUGCGUUGGCUGCUGCUGUCCCAACUCACGUGGCAUGGGUGUCUUGGUACGGCACCUCGCCCAUGGGGCUGAGUGCACCUUCACCACGGCCACCGAGGACUGGCCCCUGCGGUGGGGCAAAGAGCAGAGAGCUGGUUUCCGGGGCUCCCUGUGGACGAGGAAGCUGGUGCCAGAGAGCCCCUCUUGCAGUCCCGUCUGGAUACAGGCUCCAGCUUCUGGGUGAAGAGCCACGUCUGUGUCCUGUGGCCCACGUGAGGGGCUGGCCUUAGAACAGUGUGGAUUUGGGGUUCAGGGCUUUUGCGCUAUGGUUCCCCUGAGGGGCCCCCCAUUGCAGGUCGCCAGGCCCUGUCCCUGAGAGCCGAGGUGCCAGAGCACGAGACCAUGAGGCCUGUGUCUCCUGCAAGCAGCGCAUCCCCCCUGGGGCUGCUGAACCGGGGCCCGGAGUAUCUCCGCAGGCAGAUGGAGGUGGGGAGCGGGGGCCGCACCCCGAGUGCCGUGGAAAGGCUGGAAGCCGACAAAGCCAAGUAUGUCAAAACCCAGCAAGUGAUCAACAGCCGGCAGGAGCCGGUGCUGCGUAGCUGCCCCCCGCGGCCUUCCCCUCGCAGCAGGAGGCGCCUGACUCUCCACCAGUGUCACGAGAUCUGUCAGAGCUCAGAGCUGGGCCGAGAGAGCCCCAAGCAGAACGGCCCCAGGAAGCUGCUGCCUUCCCCCCAGUCCCCCGUGGCGCGCAGGGGCAGCAGCAAACGCCUGCUGAGGCCCGACUCGCUCAUCAUUUACCGGCAGAAACGGGACUGCACGGCCGUCAACAAGGAGAAUGCCAAGGGCUCCGGCCUGGUCAGGCGGCUCUUCCAGGGGCCUCUGAGAGACAAACUGCCCGGCUCCCCCUCCUCCAGGGGCCUGGACGAUGGGCAGCAGGGGCCGGAGAGAGACGAGACCCCCAUGGUGUGGGUGCCAGUGGAGAAGGAGGCUGCUAGAACGCAGAGCCCAGGGGACGGCAUCUUCAGCCCGAACGCGAGCCCCGUGGGGCAGCCUCCACACGGCACCCAGACGCACCUGCCCAGCCCCCAGUCGGGGCCAGGCCCGAAGGAGGCCAAGAGGGAGCUGGGCCGAGGCUGCUCCCUGCCCCUCUCCGAGAAGGAGAGGUUUUUCAACUACUGCGGCUUGGACCGGGACCUGGUGGAGGUGCUGGGCAGGGAGAGGUUCGGUCCUGCUGGCUGGGACGCGGCCUCCUCCUUGCUCCUGGGGAGCGCGGGCUCGGCCGGCUCGGAGCUCAGCGGGCCGGCCCAUUCCAGCGGCUGCGAAGCGGGGCCCGAGGCGGAGGAGCCGGGCGCGCGGCUCUGCUCGACCGUCUCCAUUAUCGAGCGCAACGCCCGGGUGAUCAAGUGGCUCUACGGCUGCCAGCGAGCCUGGACCACGGCCAGGGAGUCCACGGUCUGAGGGAAGGGCCCUGGCCGGCCUAGAGAGACCCCGUCCCGUCUCAAAGGCUGGGGGCAGGCGAUCUCCACUCCAGCUCAGGGCCCACACCUGCCAGUCCGGCCUCCAGCGAAGGCCAUGGCAACCGCCCCCGGCUUGCUCUCAGCGUGGGCAGGAGGCGGCCUGGGGCAUGAACCAGGCAGAUCGUUUGGCUCCUGGGUGAAACAGACGCUGCGGGGGGAGAUGCCCUGAGCUGGCUCCUCCCUCCUGGUCUGCUCCUGCCUUGUAUGUGCAACUACCCACAAGCACCUGUCUGCACUGGGGCUGCCAACUGGGGGACUGUAAUGUAAAUGUGGGGGGCCCCAGGUGCUUCCAGCACCGCAUGGCCUAAUCCUGCUGAGCGGGGGAGGGGGUGCAGGUGACAUUCACCUCUGAGGGCCAGUGUGCUCAACAGAGACUUUCCUCUUUUGAAUGAUAUUUUAAAAGGUGCCCGGGGGAGGCAUUGUGCUGGGAGAGGGGGCUUGGAGCAGCUCCCCCUGGGCUGCCCCCCUGCUUCUGCUCCCCUCGGUUGAGUCUCACCCCCCUCGAGCGUUUGUAGCAAUGGGACUGGAAGGGGGAGACAAACUGGCCCUUUAAGCCUUUCUCUGCUGCUACGCUCUCGGCCUGGCCCCUUCAC
Chelonia mydas (Green sea turtle) is the source of this 2133-nucleotide messenger RNA. RefSeq names its product family with sequence similarity 110 member D (gene FAM110D). The record is from RefSeq and is a predicted model, not a curated record. Lineage: Eukaryota; Metazoa; Chordata; Testudines; Cheloniidae. The transcript has 2 exons. Bases 426 to 1481 code for a protein of 351 amino acids.